Raphanus sativus (radish) is the source of this 1963-nucleotide messenger RNA. RefSeq names its product probable E3 ubiquitin-protein ligase RHG1A. The coding region runs from base 464 to 1834 and encodes 456 amino acids. The record is from RefSeq and is a predicted model, not a curated record. Lineage: Eukaryota; Viridiplantae; Streptophyta; Magnoliopsida; Brassicales; Brassicaceae. Gene Ontology annotation, molecular function: ubiquitin protein ligase activity. The transcript has 6 exons.
CUCAUAUAUAUAGUCUCUCAUCUGUCAUCUCUCCACGGUUUUUGUAAAAGCAUCAUCGGUGAUCGGUCGGAAAAGGGAAAAAGGUUACACUCUAGUCUCUGUCAAGCUUACGUGGUUCUAUGAUAUGAUCGUCUCGUAUGUUUGAUGCUUGUUUAUGUAUUUCGGUUGAUAGGAUUCUAUUCCUGUUUUUUCUGAUAUGUAAUACUUUGUAGCUUUGAUCAGAGAUCAUAAGGGAACAGUUUCUGUAAUUGUAUCUCUGCUAUAUAUGUCUCUCUCUUUGGAUUUUUGUUUUGAAGUGAUUGAGCUCUGGUUUGAUGGUGAAGCUGGAAUCACGGAUAAAAAGAGUCAUUCCGUUUAUUGAUAGUCCGUUUAAUUAGAACCACCUCCACUUUUCUCUCUUUGUCAACGAUCACACUUUAUAAAACAACAAAAACAGAGAAAAAGGUUUUCUUCUUUUUUAUCAAUGGAUGGAUGUGCGCGUGGUAAAGGAUCGGUUGAACGAAUGACUUUGCCUAGAAAAGCAAGCGGACCACCUGUACUGCGUGAGGAUAUGAACAAGAAAGAUGUAAAGAGUGUCUCUUUCUGCAGCAGCAGCAGGAUUGGUUGCAGUGCUAAAGUAUCUUCUUACACCAAGGGAGCUAGGAUCGGCGGCUCUACGGAUAAUAACAAUGCAAAAGUUGGUCGAUCUAAUGGGAAGGAGAUAGUUGGGAGUUCAUCUCGAACUCGAACUCCAACUCCGGGUGGAUUUGGAUACUUAAGAAAGCAAGCUAAAGGUAGUGGCAAGAGACGGUUUGCGUCUAAUUUGGAUACAGAUUCUUCAGAGACUAGCAGUGUUCAUGAUGGUGGUCCAGCUGCAGGGGAGCCCACCCUUCCAUGCGAAAAAAGUAAAAGAGGUGUAAUGACAAAGGUAGGAAGCUCAGGAAGUAGAGGAACCAUCAUCACAAGUAGUAGUCCUCAGAAACCUGAUGCUCUCAUGUGUUCCUCUGUUUCUUCCUCUUCUGGUAGCAGGAAUGGAUUGAGGUGCAGUUCUGUGUCUGAUCAUGUUCUUUCAACUAACUCAACAAGAACCAGUGUGAAGGGAAGGAAUCAAAGUUCCUCUUCUGGCAUCACAGUUUCUGAUAACAGAAGGAGCCGAUUACUAGUACCUCCGACUCUCAGGGGUAACAAUGUUGUUUCUAUUAGUGGUAUGAGAUCUGGUAGUUUUGGUAGGUCAGGGCGACUUGGAGCUGCUACUUCUCGACACACGCCUCAUCCUCCCAGUUCUUCUCUUUCGGUUAUUCCAUCAAGUAGUCGUAGCAUGAUGAUGCCUAGUAUCACUUCACCUUCACGCUCUUUGGUGAGCCUGCGUGGUUUAAGUCGCUACAAUAUUAAUGGAAUUGCAGAGGUAUUGUUGGCCCUGGAAAGAAUUGAACAUGAUCAGGAACUGACAUGCGAGCGAUUGGCUUCUUUGGAGACGAAUCUAUUCUCAAGUGGUAUGAUGAGAUUCUACGAUGAGCAUAGAGAUAUGAGGCUUGACAUUGAUAACAUGUCAUAUGAGGAACUAGUAGCUUUGGGGGAUAAAAUGGGGACAGUGAGCACAGCUCUAAGCGAAGAAGCACUCUCGAAAAGCCUCCAGAAAAGCAUUUAUCAGGAUACAGAUGAAACCGGCCCCAAUUCACUGAAUAAGGAUGAUGAUAUCAAGUGCAGUAUUUGCCAGGAAGAGUACGGUGAUGGAGAUGAAGUAGGGACUAUGUCAUGUGAACAUAUGUACCAUGUGAGCUGUGUACAACAAUGGCUACGGAUGAAGAACUGGUGCCCUAUCUGCAAAACCUCUGCGGAAGACAAGUCCUUGUAGUGAUAAAUGCCACACCCAACUUUUGAUUUGAACCUGAAACAUUUUUGUAGUCUAUACCAUCUUAAAGUUGUUUUGUUCUGCAUUCUUCAUACUGAAUCUUACCAUGAAAUACAUAUUUGUUAGUCUCUC